Molecule: messenger RNA, 1005 nt
Organism: Musa acuminata subsp. malaccensis (wild Malaysian banana)
Lineage: Eukaryota; Viridiplantae; Streptophyta; Magnoliopsida; Zingiberales; Musaceae
Product: elicitor-responsive protein 1
Source: RefSeq, a predicted model, not a curated record
GCUCUCCGUCAUUUGCUAAGAGGUUGGUGGAAUCCCUGGUCAGUGGUUUGAGACAAAGUCAGUCUCCGCAUCCGGUCCACCUACGUCAAGAUCCACCGCAUGUGAAUCUCGAAGCACCAAGAGGGCGUGCAUGAUUGACCUGGAAAAUGGAGGGGACGACUUGUUCAGACUUGGACUGGUCUUAAGAUGCCAUUCCUUCUCUUCCGAUAGUUUCCGAGAGGGGAAAAAGAUCUGAGGAGGAACAAGGCAGAGAUGGCGAAAGGCAUAUUGGAGGUGCAGCUGAUCGAUGCCAAGGGGCUGAAGGACACCGAUCUAAUAGGCAAGAUCGACCCGUACGUGGUGAUUCAAUACAGAGGCCAAGAGCGCAAGAGCAAAACUGCGCGAGAUUCUGGUGGUGCAGGCCAGGGAAGUAAUCCAUCUUGGAACGAGACGUUCAAGUUCUUGGUCAACUCGGCGGCCGCAGGCAAUCAUCAGCAGCACAAGAUCACCAUGAGGGUCAUGGACCAUGAUACGUUCACAUCUGAUGAUUUCCUCGGUGAGAGCACGAUCCAUGUUGGAGACCUGAUUACUCAGGGCAUGGAGAAUGGAACCGGAGAGCUGCGCCCCACCAAGUACAGUGUGGUUCUUUCUGACCGAAGCUAUUGCGGAGAGAUCCGUGUUGGUGUUACUUUUACCGCGAAGAUGGAAGAAGAGAACACAGAAGAGUUUGGUGGAUGGAGCCACAGCUUUCAUGCCUAGGUUGGCUCACUUCUCAUCAUUCAGUCAUUGGAUUGCCGUGUAUCCAUCAAAACCUCAAAAAGCAAUGCUUUUGUUUGUGAUUUUGUAAAGUGUGAUGGUUUUGUGGUCAAUGAGUUGAUGUAAUCGACAUUAAUGUGCUUCGCAUUUCUCUAAACAAGUUUACUACUUUGCCAGUAGACCAUCUUGACUGGUUUCUUAAUCUGCAGCGUUAGGUCAUGAAGUUCCAACCAUCCGAGAACAUCAAUAAUUACAUGUAUCUUUUUUUUU